AUGGGUUCACGGUUUCCGUCCCACCAGCUAAGCAAUGGCUUGUAUGUCUCGGGCCGACCUGAGCAACCUAAAGAGAAGGCUCCAGUCAUUUGCUCCUCGGCUAUGCCAUACACUGGUGGGGACAUAAAGAAAUCUGGAGAGCUUGGAAAGAUGUUUGAUCUCCACAGAAAAUCUGGUCCAUUGGGUAAUCAACCUUCAAGGAAUACUUCCUUCGGUGGUGCUGCCAACAACUCUGGACCAGUUUCUAAUGCUGUCGGUCGCUCCAACUACUCUGGUUCUAUUUCGUCUGCAGUUCCUGGUACUGGAGGAUCUUCUAGAACAAAAUCUAAUUCUGGACCUCUCAAUAAGCAUGGAGAACCAACAAAGAGGUCAUCUGGCCCCCAAUCUGGUGGAGUAACCCCAAUGGCCCGUCAGAACUCUGGCCCUCUGCCUCCUGUGCUACCUACAACUGGGCUAAUCACAUCAGGUCCUAUCACCUCUGGUCAGUUGAAUUCAUCUGGUGCUCAACGGAAAGUAUCAGUCCCUCUUGAUUCUAGUGUAUCAAUGAAGAUGCGUACCACCUCUUUUGCACACAACCCAGCUGUCACAAAUCUCAAUGUGGGAGAUGGUUACUCGAUUAAGGGCAGCAUUCCGACCACAAUAAUCUGGCUGGUCGCGUUGCUCUUUUUGGUUGGGUUCGUAGCUGGUGGCUUCAUUCUCGCUGCUAUUCAUAAUCCGAUCUUGCUUAUAGUUGUGGUGGUGAUAUUUGGUUUUGUUGCUGCACUGGUGACCUGGAACAUCUGCUGGGGAACAAAAGGUGUGAUCGGGUUUAUCAGUCGCUAUCCUGAUGCAGACCUUAGAACUGCAAAAGAUGGAGAGUAUGUGAAGGUUACUGGGGUUGUUACAUGUGGAAAUCUGCCCCUUGAGUCCUCAUUCCAACGGGUGCCGCGAUGUGUUUACACUUCAACUUGCUUGUAUGAGUAUAGGGGUUGGGAUUCGAAAGCUGCUAACACUACGCAUCGCCGAUUUACUUGGGGUCUCAGGUCAAUGGAGCGACAUGCAGUGGACUUCUACAUCUCUGAUUUCCAGUCUGGACUGCGAGCAUUAGUGAGGACAGGAUCUGGUGCACGUGUAACCCCAUAUGUGGACGAAUCUGUUGUUAUUGACAUAAACCCAGACAACAAGGACAUGUCGCCUGAAUUCCUGAGGUGGCUCCGUGGAAGGAAUCUCUCGAGUGAUGAUCGGAUUAUGCGCCUUAAAGAAGGAUAUAUCAAGGAGGGCAGCACUGUGAGUGUGAUGGGUGUUGUUCAAAGGAAUGAGAACGUGCUGAUGAUCGUUCCUCCAGCUGAACCCAUCUCCACUGGCUGCCAAUGGGCCAAGUGCAUCCUCCCGGCCAGCCUCGAGGGCCUGGUCCUGAGAUGCGAAGACACAUCUGACCUGGAUGUGAUACCAGUCUAG
Messenger RNA from Miscanthus lutarioriparius, 1437 nucleotides. The record is from the annotation of a GenBank genome assembly. NCBI's taxonomy places the organism in Eukaryota, Viridiplantae, Streptophyta, Magnoliopsida, Poales, Poaceae.